AUUGAUCCGCGCAGAUGACAUGUCAGCGCGGCGCGAGCUUUGUAACACCCCGCUGCCUCGUACCACUUUUGGUGUGUUUGGCUUCCCAUAAUAUGCUACAAUGGAAGAGAGUAAGUUUACCCGUGUCCGUGAAGAGAAAUCCGGCCAUGUGAUGCGAAAACUGCCGACAGCAUCCUGAAUCAGGAUCAUAAAUAAUGUAGAAGCAUCAGCAGGUCCCGGUGGGGGCUUAUAUUGCAUUGCUCUGAGUCUUGCUAAUGAUAGUGAGAGCGGGAGAGAGAGAGAGAAAGCAAAGCAGAGAGAGAUCUGAGCGUGUCCCGGAGCAGUCGGAAAACUCACACUGAGAAGACCUGCAGCCAAUCCUUGCUUCUGUGAGGUUUAUGGGACACGGGAUCACAGCGAAUAAAGGAAGGCGGGCCGUACAGGAGAGAGAGAAAUCACCGGGGCUGAUAAGUAGGGUCCAGUUUGUCUCCAUCUCUCUCUCCAUCAACUCUCUCUUUCAGCAUGGAGCCCAACAGCCCCAAGAAAAUUCAGUUUUCCGUUCCACUCUUCCAGAGCCAGUUGGAUCCCCAGGCGGCCGAGCAUAUUCGCAAGCGCAGACCAACUCCAGCCACAUUGGUCAUCUACAAUGAGCCCAGUGCAUCAGGAGAUGACAAGCAGACUACAGGAAAUCAAACAGAGGCCCAGAGUGCCCAGCUGUCUCCAGCCCAGAGGAAACAGAGCGUCUACACGCCACCGACCAUGAGAGAGCUGCAGCUGGUGGUGGAGCAGCACUUUCAGAGGCAGGAGCAGCAGGAGGCGGGGCUCUCUGACAGCCCAGACACGCCCAGUCCAAUCACAGCACAGCAUUUUGCCAGCGAAGCUCAGUGGGCCAAUCACAACAGCUCAGAGCCCAAUGGCAAUGAGUCUUAUGUCAGUACUGAGGGGCAGCCAGGCAGCAGUGGGGCCGGGGGUAGAGAGCACAGCGAUAGCCAGCUAGAGGAAAGGGAGAGUCAUCAUCCUCCGAGGCUCUCUCAAAAACACCUGGACACACUGUCAGAGGAACCCGGAGACCCGUCACCACGACGCAAAGACACACCGUACCAGCACCAGCCACCAUUCGUCCCUGGGGUAAAGGUGCUGAAAACACAAACAGAUCCUACUUCACUUUUCCAGGAGGAAGAGGAGAACAGCGGAGAACGGAAAGACAGUCAGACUGAGUAAAACUGGCUAAAUGACAUGAGGAAGUGACAUCAUUUAUAAUAUUGUUUUGGAGCUGUUUUUUUUUUUUUUUUUUUUUUUUACUUUGUUUUUAUGUAACGUUUUUUUUUCAGUGAUUAAAAUGGUUUGAAAGUAAAUUUCAUUGUGCAGAUGUUGACAAUAAAUAUAGUCAUGCAAUUUCAUUACAAAAUACUUUUCACUCCAAAAGGUGGGGUCCAAACGCUGAGACUGCAAACUUUAUAGGCUAUAUAUAUAUAUAUAUAUAUAUAGUACUGUGCAAACGUCUUAGGCCAUCAUUCGAUGUUGUUAGCAAUGGUAUAAUGACCAUAUAUAAUUACUUCUCAGUCUCUUAAUUAGAAUGUAACCAGAAAAUACAAGAAAUUUGUAUGCAGUAUUAAAAAACUGAAAAAAAAAAAAG
This is a messenger RNA of Megalobrama amblycephala (Wuchang bream), 1615 nucleotides long. It is a transcript of the gene ppp1r1c, whose product is annotated as protein phosphatase 1, regulatory (inhibitor) subunit 1C. The coding region runs from base 502 to 1200 and encodes 232 amino acids. NCBI's taxonomy places the organism in Eukaryota, Metazoa, Chordata, Actinopteri, Cypriniformes, Xenocyprididae. Gene Ontology annotation, molecular function: protein phosphatase inhibitor activity. Gene Ontology annotation, biological process: intracellular signal transduction. The record is from RefSeq and is a predicted model, not a curated record. Gene Ontology annotation, cellular component: cytoplasm. The transcript is spliced from 9 exons.